Molecule: messenger RNA, 525 nt
Organism: Pipistrellus nathusii (Nathusius's pipistrelle)
Lineage: Eukaryota; Metazoa; Chordata; Mammalia; Chiroptera; Vespertilionidae
Source: the annotation of a GenBank genome assembly
AUGGCCCACAUCUGUCUGUGGCUGGUGGUAGGGGCCAUGCUCGGCUCCAUCCCUGCUGGCUCUCUUGAGGAGGGCAUACGUUGGCUCAAUAUAAGAAAAAACAAGAAAGUCUUACUUCUUUUGUAUCAACUGCAAAGGAUCCCUCCUUACAAGUGCCUGGAAGACAGAAGCAACUUCAAAUUUCCUUGGACUCGGGAGAAAACCCUCCAAAUGAAGAAGACACAACGCACCUGUCUUCACCACACGAUGCUCACGCAUAUCUUAACUGUCUUCGCAACAAAGCACAGCUUUGCUGAAUGGGACCACGACCACCUCUCUGAAGUACUGUCCAUCCUUCAACGGACCCUGGAGGAGCUGGAGAGCCAGGCGAAAGAGGAAGGAAAUAGGCUGGCUUGCGCCAAGGUGAAAAGUCUCGUCCAGAGGUACUUCCAAGGAAUCUAUCAUUACCUGGAAGAGAAGAAAUACAGUUCCUGUGCCUGGGAGGUCGUUUUAGUGGAAAUGAUGAAACGCCUUGGGACAAUGUAA